AGAUGACCACCCGAGUGGUGUCCAGGUGCAAUAGUGCCAUAAAUUGAAGCCAGGCUUGGGUCCACUAAGCUCACUCAGAUUAGAGCCCCCCGAAAAAUUCCCCAUCCUAUCCACGAUGAGUACCCUGCGUCCCGGCAGCGUUUGUGAUACCACGCCGCUCCAGAGAUUCGAGAGCCAAAGCAGCAGCGGCGAAGAGCCUUCUUCUCCGACGGCUUCUAGUAUUUUAGCCGCUGCCGCCGCUGCUGCAUCUUCAAAUAAAACUCCUAACCACAAUAACAAUAAUGUGAAACUGGACCUACAGCUGCCAACUUUCGUUGGUAACACCGGAAGCCAUGGCCCCAUGUAUAACACAAAGACACCAUUACGUGGCCCCCGACGAAUCUUCGGAAGGAUUCUCAUGGACCUCUGUUUGCUCAGCUGCGUUGGUCUGCCCAUGCUGGGAUUUUCGCUUUGGGGCGAAGCCUUCAAACGUGGCUUCUUCUGCAAUGAUUCUUCCUUGAGACAUCCGUAUAAAGAGUCCACCAUGCCCAGUUGGGUUCUUUACCUGAUGUGUGGCGCCUUACCUCUUUCUGUGAUGAUUGUGGUGGAGUUUUUCAGGGCCCAGGACAAACGGUUGCCUUUUCAAAAGCACCGCGGCAGUGGCUAUCACCUUUGCCACUUGGAGUUGCCUUCUUGGUUGCUGGAAUGCUAUCACCGGAUAGGGAUCUUCAUCUUCGGCCUGGGCGUAGAACAGCUCUCCACAAAUAUAGCCAAGUACUCGGUUGGAAGACUUCGGCCUCACUUUUACACUCUCUGUCAGCCUGUAAUGAAUGGCACCGAUUGCAGUAAUUCCAUAAAUGCUGGACGUUAUAUCGAGGAAUUCUCCUGCGGGGCGUUAGAUAUAACUUCAAAGCAGUUGAAGGACAUGCGUCUAUCCUUUCCCAGUGGACAUGCAAGUUUUGCUUGCUAUUCCAUGCUCUACUUGGUGAUUUACUUACAACGUAGAAUGCAGUGGAAUCGCUUGCGAAUGCUGCGGCACCUUCUCCAAUUCCUGCUGCUCAUGUUCGCCUGGUAUACGGCUCUUACCAGAGUUUCCGACUACAAACAUCACUGGUCCGAUGUUUUGGCAGGAGCGGGGAUCGGACUCACCUAUGCCGUUGUUGUGACGUCUACCAUGUGGUAGUCAGGAUCUGGAUCCUUGACCUUAAGGGGGUUGCAAACCCCUCAACCCACCGCGUCUGCUGCUUUCGCUUUAAGAUGUCAUCUGUCUGCCGAAAUUUCAGUUUUAUCAUAGUUUUAACUUUGACCAUGUCUGCUAAGGAGUAUAUAUUUAUCUACGUGUGAAAGAUUUUACUUAAUAAAUUUCAGUUUAAUGUGUUUUAUCCUAA
Molecule: messenger RNA, 1367 nt
Organism: Drosophila takahashii
Lineage: Eukaryota; Metazoa; Arthropoda; Insecta; Diptera; Drosophilidae
Gene: wun2
Product: wunen-2
Biological process (GO): phospholipid dephosphorylation; signal transduction; phospholipid metabolic process
Cellular component (GO): plasma membrane
Molecular function (GO): phosphatidate phosphatase activity
Source: RefSeq, a predicted model, not a curated record